Exophiala spinifera is the source of this 2595-nucleotide messenger RNA. RefSeq lists its product as uncharacterized. NCBI's taxonomy places the organism in Eukaryota, Fungi, Ascomycota, Eurotiomycetes, Chaetothyriales, Herpotrichiellaceae. The transcript has a single exon. Gene Ontology annotation, molecular function: metalloendopeptidase activity; ATP-dependent peptidase activity; ATP binding. The record is from RefSeq and is a predicted model, not a curated record. Bases 1 to 2595 code for a protein of 864 amino acids. Gene Ontology annotation, biological process: protein quality control for misfolded or incompletely synthesized proteins; mitochondrion organization. Gene Ontology annotation, cellular component: mitochondrial inner membrane.
AUGGCCCUACAGGCUCCGCUGUCUCAACUUCCCGUGAGUGUCACUUUGCUGGCUGCCUACCGUCCAAUGCUGACUAUUCGGAUCUUUCAGAGCCUGUCCGCGUUCGGCCCAGACAUCCUCCCUUCACUCACUACUUCUCCCUUGGCCGCUAUUCGCCGCCAUCGGCUUACGAGCCGACGAGCAGAAGGAAACGUUCCGGUCGCACGAGAGAUACAUUCGUCUACGAAACAACUCAUUCCCGAUUUCAUGGCGGCUGUGCCGACAAGCAGCUUGCGAGCGAUACCGCUUCAUGUCGAUCCUCGACGAGCACUCCCUUCAAUGUCACCCAGCCUUCGUUUAGCCAUAAUGCCAUAUCAAACUCCUCUGUCAGUCCUUCGGAGGUCACUCUCGACAAGUGCGCCACGAGUAUCGACUCCAGCGACCCGCACGCGAUCGAUGCAUACAACCCGCAACAAUUCGAGCCUGACAUCCCUGUUGUUUGGUUCUCCGCGCAGGGGAAGUCCGAGUUUUGGAAGCCCAGCUAGACAGUUCUCUAUGUCGUUCCAACCCGCCAACCAGAACAUGCUCGCUCAUGCUGAGCGGACUGCCAACAAUAACCCCACUAGUGCCUCGGCGCAGACUGCUUUCUACUCGGCUUUGCUGCGGGCAAAUAUGCCAAAGAUUGUCAUUGAAAGAUAUCAGUCCGGUCGCUAUGCUUCAAGUCCUGCGGCAGAUGCUUCGUAUCUCAAGGCUUUGCAGAUGACUGGCUCUGUGCCUGCUCCUGGAGCCAAUGUUCCAACUGGGGCAAUGGCGCAAGGUGGCGGACUCAGCCCGGAGAAAUUGCAAGCCGUUGGUCAUGCAGUUGCUGGACAGAACUAUGGUGGACAAAUGAUCAUGCCCGGUAACAAGUCCGGCACCGGCGCGAAAGAGGCACCUCUUUACGUGGUAGUGGAAGAAUCGUGGGGCGCGACAAUUCUCAAAUGGGUCCGAACGUUCCUUUGGGUUGGUCUUGCUGCAUAUUUCCUGUUGGUUAUUCUCACCAUGGUCGUCGAAUUUACUGGCAGUUUCCGAACCCGCGUCGGACAGAAUAAUGAAGUCCAGCCUCAACAUCAGACAGUUCGUUUCAACGACGUUCACGGGUGCGACGAGGCAAAGGAAGAACUACAGGAACUGGUGGAGUUCUUGAAGAACCCCGACAAGUUCAACCGACUAGGUGGUAAACUGCCCAAAGGUGUACUUCUGGUUGGUCCUCCUGGUACCGGCAAAACCAUGCUUGCUCGUGCAGUUGCCGGUGAAGCCGGAGUCCCUGUGUUCUACAUGUCUGGAUCCGAGUUCGAUGAACUGUACGUUGGUGUUGGUGCGAAACGUGUUCGAGACCUCUUCGCCCAAGCGCGGAACAAAGCCCCAGCCAUCAUCUUCAUUGACGAACUCGAUGCUGUCGGAGGAAAGCGAAAUGCCCGUGAUCCGGCAUACGCCAAACAGACACUCAACCAACUGCUUACCGAAUUGGAUGGCUUCAGUCCUAGCACCGGAGUCAUCCUCAUCGCCGCCACAAAUUAUCCGGAAUCCCUCGACAAAGCACUUACUCGACCUGGGCGUUUUGAUCGCCACGUUACGGUUCCUCUGCCAGACGUUAGAGGCCGUAUUGAGAUCUUGAAGCACCACAUGAGGAACAUGCCCAUUGCCGCAGAUGUUGACGCCACCAGCCUCGGUCGCGCAACUAGUGGAAUGUCUGGUGCCGAACUCGAGAAUCUGUGUAAUCAGGCCGCUGUGCAUGCAUCUCGAAUGAAGUACAAGAAGGUCAAUGCUCAGAACUUUGAGUGGGCUAGAGACAAGAUCUUGCUCGGUGCCGAGAACAAGUCCAGACAUAUCCGAGAAAAGGACAAGGUGAUGACUGCAUAUCACGAAGCCGGUCAUGCCCUGGUCGCCCUUUUCACCCCUGGAAGCAAGGAACUGUACAAGAUGACCAUCGUCCCGCGUGGUCAUGCUCUCGGCGUGACCCAUCAGCUCCCUGAAAUGGAUGCUGUGAGCUAUGCCUACGACCAAUACCUCAGCGACAUUGAUGUAUCGAUGGGUGGACGAGCAGCAGAGGAGUUGGUGUAUGGUCCGAACAAGGUAUCGAGUGGUAUUGCGUCAGAUGUCCAACAAGCGACCCGUGUUGCCUAUCACCUUGUCACCCAGUUUGGAUACUCACCGAAGCUCGGCAAUGUCGAUCUGCAUUCAGAUUACAACAACCUGUCGAGCGAGACCAAGCAAGAAAUCGAGCGGGAAGUCCGUGAAAUUGUGGAAGGUGGACGACAGAGAGCAGACAAGAUUGUCAAGGAAAAGAGAAAGGAAUUGGAAGCUUUGAAGGAUGCUCUUCUUGAGUUUGAGACACUGGAUAAGGAAGAAAUCUUGAAGAUUCUGCGGGGAGAGAAGUUGAAGCGACUGGAAGUUCAAUUACAGGAAGAGGAGGAGAAGAAUGACAACAACAGCGGUGGUCGAGGCAGCCCUCAGCCCAAGAAGGAGAAAGAAGUCGGUCCUAAAGGUGGCGUUGGGAUUAAGCUUCCUGACGUUCUACUUCCACAAGGUGGUCGGGGGGGCGAACAGGAGAGUGCACGAGUAUCCGACCGAUGA